Messenger RNA from Stereum hirsutum FP-91666 SS1, 2724 nucleotides. RefSeq lists its product as uncharacterized. NCBI's taxonomy places the organism in Eukaryota, Fungi, Basidiomycota, Agaricomycetes, Russulales, Stereaceae. The coding region runs from base 1 to 2724 and encodes 907 amino acids. The transcript has 6 exons. The record is from RefSeq and is a predicted model, not a curated record.
AUGGUUUCUCACAGCAGUGCCUCUACCGAGAGCGCUAGCUCCAAUGAUACUGUAAGGCCGCUCAACGCAGAAAUUUCGGACUCGGAGCAGGCUGAACAGGAUGUGUCCCGCUGGCUGCAAACUUCUAAUCCCAACGUCCAAAAACUCUACAAUCUAGCACUGAAUGUCACGAAUCACAGCCGCUCCAAUGGCCAUAAGAUUCUGGAAGCUCUGGUUGGCGAUGUGCAGGUAUUGCUCACUCGUGAACGGCUCGCGGAACGUACUCCACCUCCAAAACUCGAGUCCGCUCUCUUUCUCGAUGGGGAACCGAGACGAAUAAGGGUGGAUUCUUGUGACAUAUUCCUUAAUAACCGCGACUCCUCAGCGAGGUUCUUGCUCCUCGCGUGCGAGCGCGAUGAGUCUUUGAAGACGAAAAAUUGGCAAGUCUCCGUGCAGGAACAAGCAUACCUGCUCGAGUGGGGUUUCAGUCAGCCCUACGUCGGAGACGCACUGGAGCGGUUUCUAGAAGUCGUGCACCAUUGCCACGAGGAAUAUGACCCGAAACAACAUUACGGUCGAGUCAUCCCCAUCUUGCAAUCUAGUGCAUGCGGCAAAUCACGUCUAAUCAAGGAGCUCGCGAAGCAGGAAUGCCUCAUCAGCGUUUGUUUUCGAGACAACCUUGAUCCCACUUCUGGCUGGCCUCCCGGUGAUAUGGCCGCGAAAGCGUUCUUCGAUGACCACUGCGACGGCGACUAUAUGGGUGAAGAACUCGCGGCCGCCUUCUUAGGAGCAUUCGCCGAGGUUGCUGCCGAAACAAUGGACCUCACCGCCGCCACCGCACUGGCCAAUUGGGACUAUGUUCUACCUGGAUCCAGACAACAAGACGUGCGAGGACAGUACAUGCAAAGGGUCACGGAGCGUGCGAAUCACAAGUUAGAGAGUCGUAAGGCGUGGCUAAAGCAGGAACGGGCAUGGAUGGCUGGUGUUAAGCCUACCGCGCCUCGCUCGACCUCUUCCCGUUCCUCUACACCUUCUACCGAACAGAAUCGAUCACGCUCUCCAAACUGGCACAAGAAGCUCGUCACCGAGUUCUGUGCCGAAGGCUUUGAAGCAUUGAACGACAACGUUUCCGCUCUUGAACGAAGUCGGUUCUUCAUUGCUAUAGACGAGUGUAGUGCGCUUGGCGAGGGCUCCGACGCUGUGACGCUCCCUAUCAAUCGCAUCUCACUCCAUGCUAUGCAACGGAUAUUGAAUGCGGUGGACUCACUCAGCAUCAAAAUCGAGAUCUGGUUUCUGCUCCUCGAUACGAACUACAAACCCUUCCUGCAAGGGCCGUCGAACACACAUGCCGAGUCUCUCGGUCCAACAAAGCCGCUAACGUUCCUGUGCCCAUUCGUCUAUCUCGGGUUCAACCAGAUGGCGCGUCACAUAUCGGUCAACAUCGCAAGGGAGGUCUUAGGUACUGAUCAUCUUCGAAUGUUUGGUCGCCCGUAUUGGUCUACGUUGAACGCCAAGGACGUCAUGGACAUGGCGAGAGAGAAGUUGUUCUACGUGCGCAGGGGGGCUCCGAUCUUCGACCACGAAAAUCAACAUCACGUCUUUGCCGCCUUCGCCUCACGCGUCGCCCUCGAGCUCGCCGACAACGAGACCGCCAGACGACUCGCGGUCGAAGCAGUCAGCGAUCAUAUGCGCAUGGUCGUCUCCAUUCUUGGGGACAAAAUGAAGACGGAAGCACCAUCGGAGCCAGUGCUCGCCCUCGCUGCAGCCGUCGCACUGACUGAGAACAUGGAAGGCUAUCGGGAGGCGCUGGCGUAUCUCUUCGACGAGCUAAUCCUCGAGGGCGUGAUCCUCGACCGCGGCGCUCAAGGUGAGCUCUGUACUCGCCUCCUGCUCAUCCUCGCCAGGGACCAGGCCGCCAUGUCCGUCCACGACGGAAGAUUCAUGGACGCCAGCUUGACACACAUUCUUCCGAUCACGCUCGCCGACUUCCUCGAGACUCUCGUUGGACCCGACUAUGGUUGUCCCGACGAACAGUCGAAGGAGACCGUCGCAGAACUUCGCAAGCUCUCUCAUGGACUAGCCGUUCACUGGACGCACUUCCAUGUUCUCAAGAAGCCGCUAGACGAAAUACCGAUUGCCAUGCUGGAGUGGGCCUUCUUCGCCGGUGCCGCGCUUCAAUGCGCACAGAACCAGGAGAAUAUCGACUUGCUUCUUCCCACAUACUCUGGUCCCCUCGACGAGCCGUACAGUUCUGACUACUUGGGUGCUGCUGGAGUGAAGGCGAUUGCUCAGGAAGGUGCUCAGUCGCCGAAGGUUGGAGAGGGUCUCACCAUACCACCUAUAGUCGUCGAGCGCGAGGGGAGAAAGACACGCGUCAAAAAGAAAACAAUCGUCAUCCUCAUGGACUUUGGCGCAAACCCCAGCAACGAGCGCAAGGUCCAGUCAACACGGCGCGCGGCCACGACUCCGUACGAUGACCAGAGUUUGACAGAGAAUCAGAGAGAGGCAACCUGGAGAGGGUAUUGCGAUACAGCAUCAGGUGACGAACCAGAGCCGGAAAACUUCUUCUUGUGCAUCCGCGGUCGGGGUCCAGAGACGUAUCCCGUCAUGAAGGGUUUCGAGGAGGAGUUUCGCGCGCUUUUCGACCAUCGCUUGUCCACUUCUCUUCCAGUUCCGUAUACUGAGAUGGAGGCGAAGAUGGAGGAGAUGAUGGAUCCAUUCCAGUUUUCGGCCGAAGAGGCGUAG